GAGGAGGAGGAGGAGGAGGAGGAGGAGCUCCACGAGCAUCCCAACCGCUCUCUCACGACGUCUGGGCCAAGCAGUCUCAAUCCUCGCCGCUACUCGGGGCUUCGUCAUCCUCGCUCUCGACCGCAGUCUCCGCAUGCUUCUCAACGAUGUCGGUCGUCUCCUUCUCGUCCGCGUCGAUAUCACCGCCCUCGGUGAGGUUCUUGUCACCCUUCUCAUCGACCUCGAUCGUCUCGUUCUCGUCUGCGUCAAUAUCACCCUUCUCUGUGGCGUUGCCGUCGUCCUCCUCGGCGCCGACGGCCGUGGCGUUCUCGGCGCCGACGUCGGCCGCCUCCUCGCCCUCGGUGGCGUUCUGCCCCGCGUCCAGGCCGCCCGCGGCCGCGUCGUCCUCGCCGCUCGCGGUCGCCUUUCCCAGCUGGCCGUCCUCCCAGACGAUCGUCUCGCGCUGCCACGCGCGCUUGUGUACGUUCCAGGCGAUGUGGUUCGUGUCCUUCGGGGCGUUCGCCCCGUUGGCGUGGGCCUGGAUGUUGAACUUGCUCCUCACGCAGGCCGUCCCGUUGUGGAAGGACCAGAAUUUUGUAUCCCUGGGGCACUAG
Molecule: messenger RNA, 593 nt
Organism: Prorocentrum cordatum
Lineage: Eukaryota; Dinophyceae; Prorocentrales; Prorocentraceae
Source: the annotation of a GenBank genome assembly